Messenger RNA from Carlito syrichta (Philippine tarsier), 1692 nucleotides. It is a transcript of the gene SLC7A10, whose product is annotated as solute carrier family 7 member 10. Gene Ontology annotation, biological process: D-serine transmembrane transport; amino acid transmembrane transport; D-alanine transmembrane transport. Gene Ontology annotation, cellular component: membrane. The record is from RefSeq and is a predicted model, not a curated record. The annotation marks the transcript as partial. Lineage: Eukaryota; Metazoa; Chordata; Mammalia; Primates; Tarsiidae. Gene Ontology annotation, molecular function: L-amino acid transmembrane transporter activity; neutral L-amino acid transmembrane transporter activity. The transcript has 9 exons.
CUUCCUCCUGCUCUGGAGCGCUGUUCUCAUCAUGUACCCCACCAGCCUGGCUGUCAUCUCCAUGACCUUCUCCAACUACGUGCUGCAGGCGGUGUUCCCCAACUGCAUCCCCCCUGCCGCCGCCUCCCGAGUGCUUUCCAUGGCUUGCCUGAUGCUCCUGACGUGGGUGAACAGCUCCAGCGUGCGCUGGGCCACACGCAUCCAGGACGUGUUCACGGGCGGGAAGCUGCUGGCCCUGUCUCUCAUCAUCAGCGUGGGCUUUGUCCAGAUCUUCCGAGGACAGUUCGAGGAGCUGGUACCCAGCAACGCCUUCGCCUUCUGGAUGACGCCCUCCGUGGGUCACCUGGCCCUGGCCUUCCUCCAGGGCUCCUUUGCCUUCAGCGGCUGGAACUUCCUCAACUAUGUCACGGAGGAGAUGGUUGACCCCCGAAAGAACCUACCUCGCGCCAUUUUCAUCUCCAUCCCGCUGGUGACCUUUGUGUACACGUUCACCAACGUCGCCUACUUCACGGCCAUGUCGCCCCAGGAGCUGCUGUCCUCCAACGCCGUGGCUGUGACCUUCGGGGAGAAGCUGCUGGGCUACUUUUCUUGGGUCAUGCCUGUCUCCGUGGCACUCUCCACUUUUGGAGGGAUCAAUGGCUACCUGUUCACCUCCUCCAGGCUGUGCUUCUCUGGAGCCCGAGAGGGGCAUCUGCCCAGCCUGCUGGCCAUGAUCCACGUCAGACGCUGCACCCCUAUCCCUGCCCUCCUCGUCUGUUGCGGGGCCACGGCCGUCAUCAUGCUCGUGGGCGACACAUACACGCUUAUCAACUACGUCUCCUUCAUCAACUACCUCUGCUACGGUGUCACCAUCCUGGGCCUGCUCGUGCUGCGCUGGAGGCGGCCAGCGCUCCACAGGCCCGUCAAGGUGAACCUUCUCAUCCCCGUCGCUUACUUGGUCUUCUGGGCGUUCCUGCUGGUCUUCAGCUUCAUCUCGGAGCCCAUGGUCUGCGGGGUCGGCGUGAUCAUCAUCCUCACAGGGGUGCCCAUCUUCUUCCUGGGAGUGUUCUGGAGAAGCAAGCCGAAGUGUGUCCACAGACUCACAGAGUCCGUGACACACUGGGGCCAGGAGCUGUGUUUCGUGGUCUACCCCCAGGACUCCCCUGAGGAGGAGGAAAACGGCCCCUGCCAACCCUGCCCACUGCCCGCCACGGACAAGCCCUUGAAGGCACAAUGAGACAUUUGUAGAGACUGAAGCAGCUGUUUCUGUUUACAUGUUGUUUAUUGAGGAGGUGUUUUUGCAAAAAAGUUUUGGUUUUUUUUUUCUGGAAAAAAAAAAAAGAUACGACUCUUAGAGGCCUGUUGUAAGGAAGCCCUGAAGGUGUGGUCUGGGUUUCCUGUCUUAGCACUGCCCUGCUAGCUUUUCCUGAAAAGGCCUAUAAAUAAACAGGGCUGGUUGUUCACGUGUGCUCAGGGACUCCCUGGUGGAAGCAGGCAGGGGCGGCGGGGGCGUGCCUCAGUGGGGCACACAUGUUGCUGGCGGGGCGGUGCCACGGCAGACUCUCCAGGAGAUUCUUGGCAUUUGGGGGCUUUGCUGCUUGACCCAGGCACUCCCUCCCGUGCAGACCAGAGUCCCCUUGCCCCGAAGGGACGUCAAGGAUGGGGAAAAGCUCGGCCCACCCCUCACCCCGGCCCUCAAUGCCAGCCACCCAG